UGUAAACGUGACUUGAAUUAAAACUGGUCAUCUACAAAUACAGAUAUAAAUACUGCAGCUGCUUUGAAGUAAUAUUUAUAGGCAGAGAAAACCAAAAAGAUGCUAAGGAUAUUGAUAUUGGUUGUCCUUGUUGUCUUUACACAACACUGUGAAGUUGUUCAUGGCCGCGGUGGUCAUGAAGGUCGAGGUGGUGGUGGUAAAGGUCGUGGUGCUGAGAAUCGUGGCCGUGGACAUAUGCGCAAUCAACCGAUAGCUUUCACAGCAAGAAUGUCAGAAAAUGCCACCAAUAUUCAACCAAAUGACACAAUACCCUAUACGAUGAAUGUCGUCAACUCUGGAAAUGGUUAUCAAUGUAAUGUUUUCACUGCACCAAAGAACGGAUUCUAUUUCUUCACCUGGAGUGUUACCUCGAAAUUCCCAGUUGUCACAGCAUUGGUGAAGAACAACGAUACAAUAGCCGUACUCUCUUGUCAUAACUUCUCUAACCCCGGGAAAAGAAACACGUGUUCUCAAUCGACGACUAUCCAACUAACGGCCGGUGAUCAAGUUUCGGUCAGAGCAACGGAAACCAUGGACAUUGUCAGCGCUUCUUACUGGCCUUCGUUUUCUGGAUUUCGAUUAUAAGGGGAAAAUUAGGCAGAUAAAAGUUUUUCUGCCUCUUGUUUGAAAUGCCAAACUUUUAUGAUCUUUUGGCUUUCUGAAUAAAAGAAUCUGCA
Molecule: messenger RNA, 716 nt
Organism: Saccostrea cuccullata (small rock oyster)
Lineage: Eukaryota; Metazoa; Mollusca; Bivalvia; Ostreida; Ostreidae
Exons: 3
Coding region: 100-624 (174 amino acids)
Molecular function (GO): protein binding
Source: RefSeq, a predicted model, not a curated record